AUGGUAAAACUGCCCAGGUUAAUGCUUGUUUGUUGGUUAAAUGGUUCUCAGGUUGAAGCAUCAACUGAAUAUGUUUACACAGUGAAUGAUGGACCGAGGCAUUUCAUAAUCGAUUUGAAGAAGAAAACUUGCAGCUGCAGGAUGUUCCAACUGGACGAGAUACUGUGUUCUCAUGCAUGGGCAGUAUUGAAGAAUAAAAAUUUGACCGCUGAUGCAUAUUGUUCGAAAUUAUUCAAGCCAGAAACAGUUGUGAACACAUAUGAUGUGCCGGUUGAUCCUCUUCCCGAUGAGACCGAGUGUAAUGUUCCUAAAAGCAUAUCAGAUGAAGUUGUUAUGCCACCGAUCUAUAAGAGACCCCCUGGGAGGCCAAAAAAGAAGAGGGUCAUUACAGGAGUUGAUGAUUGGUAA
Lycium barbarum (goji berry) is the source of this 408-nucleotide messenger RNA. RefSeq lists its product as uncharacterized. The transcript has a single exon. The record is from RefSeq and is a predicted model, not a curated record. NCBI's taxonomy places the organism in Eukaryota, Viridiplantae, Streptophyta, Magnoliopsida, Solanales, Solanaceae. The coding region runs from base 1 to 408 and encodes 135 amino acids. Gene Ontology annotation, molecular function: zinc ion binding.